UACAUACAGCCACACUAUGACAGAGUGACACUCACUUGACUGAUUGACAACAGUUCCUAAGUGAGUCUAUAGAUAAUAAUAGAUAUAAUAAAUAUAAGUAAAGGUAAAGGUACUCCAAUAAUAGAUCUUAGAUAGUAAUAACAACACUAACACUAUAGGCUAUAUUCUAUAUAGUAUAGUUAUGACAUCAGAAUCAGUCAUCACGCUAUUUUGGCAGAUUCCCCACAAAAUCAAAAAAAUUGUAUUGUAACACGAAUUCUGAAAUUAGACACAUUUUCAUUUAUCACACUCCUCGCAAAUUCUUACCCCCCCCCCCCCCGUCCCUAAGUUGAAUUGCAUCAAUUAUAAUAUUAUAUUUACUUUACUUUAUAUGUCUUCAAAAAUUCAAAAACAUAAUUUUUAAGUCAAAAAGUUUAAUACUAAUAUUAAUAAUUUAAUAAUAAUGCAGGGGCUCCCAACCUCAAACUUUAUUUAACUAAAAUUUAAGUCUCAAUCUAUUCUACUUCUACACCAACUACGGAUUAUUAAUAGUAGUGGUAUACAUAUAAAAGGCAUAGGCUACACUACCUGUUAUUAGUGUAUGUUUUUUUUUUGGGGGGGGGGGGGGGGGUUUAAAAUUUUUUUUUUUUGGGGGGGGGGGGGGGGGGAUUUAAAAUUUACUUAUUUGCAAGUGCUCCUUUUUAUAUUGAUAUAGACUAUAUAAAGGAAAUUAGUAUUAGCCUACAUAUAUUGUUAUACAACAUUGUUGUUCUUAUUUUGAGAAAUAGAAAUGAAGUGGACUGAGUGAAUUGAACCUUCGUUGCGCCUUACACAUUGCAUUCGUAUGGAUUUGACAUCAAUUAUUGCUGUUACAGCUACUGUUACAUCAUUUUUAUGUCAACUCAUAGGCAUGUAAGUGACCUAACCUACUUCCAAUUUUCCUUUUCAUUUAAAUGUGACAAUCUAUAAAAUAAUAUAGCUGUUAAAAAUUUAAGGAGAUUAUUGUAGUCCUUCAUGAGUGAAUAGCUUUUUAAAAUUAUUUAAUCUGCUUAGUUCCGUUUGGUUUUUCAUAAAUAUUUUUUAUAUUGAUUAACUUAUUUUAUGGUGUUUUGUAAAUUAAAUUAAAUUGAAGUAGACUCAUUUUUUACUGUCUUGGAUCAUAUAUAAAAGUAAUGAUUGUAGAGAUCAGUGAUGUCCGACCGCUGGCUGAUUUGAAAUGGCCCACCACUGUUUGAGAAUUUUUAAUGUGUGUAAAAAGUAAAAAAUUUUAGGGUAAAAAUAUUUUCAAAUGACAUUCAUUGAUACAGUUUUGUUGGGAAAUUAUGUGAUAACACAGGAGAAGAUGUAACCUUGUAAAUAAUGUAAAGGGUGGGGUCACAAGCUAAGGAGAGGGAUGGCUUGACAGGUACCGGGUAGCAGUAAUUUAUGUUAAGCACAGCAGCAGAGCAAACAUUUGGGAAACUGUGUGAUAUAAAAUCGGAUACAAUAGUUUCCUUCCUUCUGUUGCUUGUACUAAAGGCGUUAAUAAAGAUGAAUAGUGAAACCAAAAGUAACUUGAAAUAUAGCUUUUUGGUCAUUGUAAAAAUGUUCAUGCUCCCACCAACUGGACCAAAUUAGAUGAUAUAGGUAGGUAAGUAUUGUGAGUUAACUACUGCGCUUUGUGGGGUGGUAAUAUUAUGACUCAAAAGUUUUCAGGUCAGAGUAUUCAAGUUGUGAGCUGGGGUAAUAAAUGUGUCCCAAUUGAAUGACUACAAUUGGCAGUGUGAACCAUUUAUGGGACCUUGCUAUUUAAACAUGUAGUCUAGCCAGGUAUGGGAGGGUGUGUGUCCAUCCUGUAUUGUUGUGACUUUGGGGACAAGUACCUGGUACCGGUAUUCAGAGAUCUGAGUAUGAGAUGUUCAUUGAGUAGAUUUCAGGAUACAAGCUGUGUUUGUUUAUAGUUAGUGGAUUCAGUCAGGGAGGAAUUGUGAGAGACAGUAGGAAUAAUUCUUGAAAGUAUUUUUUAAAAUAAACAAACAUAAGAAUGCAUGGCCAAAUAAAUUCUGGAUGAUUUAAGUUUCUUCUGAUGAAUUUCCACAAUUAUGGAAAUAUUGUACCGUAACAAAAUUUUGACCAUGUUUUUGGAAGCACUCUACAUUAGUGAACUUGGAUUCUCUGUAAUGACCAAAAUCAAGUCAAAAAAAUGUAAUGCAUACAUUUAGAAAAUUUUAUUAGGGCAGGUGCUACUGAUAACUCAAAUUAAGAAAAUUGCAAGUAAAAUUCAAAGCAAAAUUUAUCAUUUAAAAGGGCUACAGUUUUUAUUAGCUUUAUUUUUAUUCUUAAGGACCCGAUUUGAUGUGAAGUACUCCAUAUUAAUAAUGUGAAUAAUUUUCUAAAAUAUAAAAUCUUUCUUUUGAGAUGUCAUGUGCGGCCCUCUGCUUCAUGGACAAACAUUUUUUUGGCCCACGUAGUCAAAAAGGUUGGCCACCACUGGUAUAGAUGUAUUGUAAAAGUUGAGGUCUUCAAUUGGUAUGAAAAAGUAAACCUAAAAUUUGUGUCCCUUUCUCACACCAAUGAAACCCUAUUACAAUAUUAUGGUUGUUUUUUGCCUGAUGCUACUAUAAGAACAUUUUUUGAAAAAUAAUAUUUCAUUAUAAUAGGUUUUUUUUUCAGUGAAAUUUGUCUUCACAUUGUACGGAAAGGGGGUACAGGUGAAAUUUCACCAGCGCCAUUCAUUGCUUUCUUUGUAAGGUUUGUAUCAUAUAUAAAUUGGUAAUGAAAUGCUCGUUAUUUAUUUAGCUUUAAUAAAUUAUUUGAAAGGUUAUAUACUAUUUUAUCAAUGAUAAUGAACAACUGAAGACCAUUAUUUACUACUUAGCUUAAAGUUAUCUUAUUGUGAGAGUAAAAUGUAAAAUGUUUUAUCGCAGUUCAAAUACAUGUACCGGUAGUUUUAUUACAAGUCUUUACUAAUAUAUAAUGAAUAUACAUUUGCAUAACUCAAUACUUGUCACCUCUUUUCCUCCCAUUAUUAUUUUGGCUUUAUUCAAAGCUUCCCUUUAUUUGAGAUUGAAAAUCACUACCACUUAAACUCAAAAACAAAAUUAAAAAGAGCUUCGAAACAUAAGGUUACACAUAAUCUUUUACAAAUUUCAUAUGAUGUAGAAACAAAUGAAAUAAUUAAAAGCAUUUUCCUUUUUAGCACAUGUAUUUGGCUCAAGUAUGGUCUGAUGUUAAAGCUGUUUAAUGUGGUACUUACCAGUGGACUAGGAACUAUUCUCCAAUUCUCUUAUAUCUGUUUAUACUAUGUAUACUCCAAAAAAAAGGUAAAAUGGAUUAAACCUCAAAAUGUAAAUUCUGGUACAGCCUUAAUAAAAGAAAAAAGUUUAGUUUAAUUUUUUUUUAUCCAGAGAAAGUAAAAAUAGAUUACUUUGCAUUUUAGUUAUAAACUUGAAUCAUUUUUAGGUUUUAAUGCAACUGAUUUAUAAUUUGUGAGCAAUGGUAAUUUCAACUAAUGCAUAUGAGGAUAGUCCCAGUUAAGUAAAAGCUCAGCCUGGUGGUCAUGAACAAACUUAUUUAAAAAGAUGGCCAUUCUUGUUGGAUUUUUAAAAAAAAGCCUUCUAAAUUUUCAUUUACCCAGUACUUAAGAAUUUAAUUAAACAACCCCUAAAAACACAAUAUUUCAUACAAAUCCUUUAUUUGCAUUUUUUAUUAUUUUAUUAGAUACCGGGUGAUAUAAUAAUUUCCCUCCUGCUUUUAUGCCGCAGAUUUAUUUUACCAAAUAUUUGAAGAGGAAAAAAAUGAAAAUAUUACACAUCAAAGGUAUUUGCAAUUUUUUAAAAAAGAAUCUAAUUUAGCAGUUAUCGGGAAUUUUCUUUUGCUAAAAAUCAAUGGCAUUAUAUUUCCUUCAUCUUCCCCUUGAAAAACAGGAGAAAAUGAUUUUUGGGAGUUGGCAGUUGGGGCUGAAAAUUUGAUAGAAGUUGUUGUCAUUGGCACCCAGUCUAUGUGCCAUGUUUCAGCUUGAUAGGUUGAUGGCAAGUGGGUCAAUUAGCUGUUCAAAGCUUUUGCCAGCCAGUUACUAACAACAGUGAAGUUAAUUAAAAUAUUAAAAAAUAUUUAGAAUUCUCAGAAUUUGUAAAAAUAAAAAUAAUCCCAUCUCAUAAUUAAUAUGUGGUUAUUUUUGUUUAUCAUUGCAGCAACUUAUCCAUCAAAUGCUGGUCAUUGGAAUAAUUAUUUUAUCACUUCCACUGGUGUAUGUAACUUAUUAUGAGGUUGAUGCUGAUAAAGCUAAAAGAAAUCUUGGCCUGUACUGUUCGGGUCUUGGCAUAAUGUGCAAUGCUUCUCCACUAGCCACUUUGGCAAGUAAACUUUACUGAAGCUGAAAAGCAUUUCCAAUAGCCAUAAGUUAAUUUGAAAUGUCAAUAGAGAUACUAUUGAAAUUAAAGGAUAUUGACAAAUUUUCUAUUGAUCUUUUAUUUUUAUAGGUAUAAAUUGGUUCAAUAUACAAAGUCAACUUUAUAUAUUUGAUGAUUAUUUUUAAAAAUUGCAUUACAAAAUAUUUAUUAAUAUUUAAUUAAAUAUUUCAGUCAAAAGUUAUUGAACACAAAUCUACAGAAUCUAUUUCCUUUCCAUUAUGCUUUGUCAAUUUCCUUAGUUCUCUUCAAUGGACAAUGUAUGGUGCAGCCAUUAAAGAUAAUGUUCUUUUGGUGAGUUUUUUGUUUUCAUUUCUCUAUAAUCUUACAGAUGGUUAGGGCGGUUACCAUACACAUAAGGUCUUAUAUUUAAUUCAAAGAACACCAUUGCUGGGUUUACCUUCAUAUUGUCAAUGUAAUUGUUAUUUACCAUUACCUGGCUGAACCUCAAAAUCGUUCAUAUAUGAACUAUUUCUUAAUUAUCCAUGAUGCCCCCAUUCCAUUACCUGAAGGCUUGUAGAACUCUGGUUUAUCAAUAAAAUAAAUUUAUGUUGUUUAUUUUUUUUGGUUUGUUUGUUAUAAAAGAAAUGGGAUAAUGUUAAAUUAACCUGUUCUCAGAAUUGAAAAAAAAUGUAUUAUUAGUUAUACAAAAAGUAAAAUUUUAUUUUUAGAUUCCAAACGCAUUGGGAAUAUUGCUUGGCCUGGCACAGUUUUAUCUGUUUUGGAAGUAUGGCUGCAAAGUUUCAAAAAAUUCAGCUGUGCAAGACACGUAGCACCAGUCAUUAAUUAAGGUACAAAUGUUACCAGUUCCUCCAGUUUUUUUUUUUAAAUCGUAUAUUCAUUUUGCACUUUGUUUAUUUUCUCUACUUAUAUAACUUUGAGUAUUAUUAUGGUCAACAAUAAAGAAUAUGAAUAUAAAACAUUUGACAGGCACAAAGAAUGUGUCCAAUUAAAGGACGUUUAAUAUAGGAAUGGCUGUCAAACAUAACCAAUAUAAAAUAUUAGUUACUUUCUAUAGCCAUUCAUUUCUUAAACAAAACAAAAGGUAUCUAUUAUCUUGUAAUGUGUUAUGAUAAUAAUUACCAGGAUAUCCCAAAUACCAAAGUUGCAAGCAAUAACUUAUGUUGUCAAUUUUUUGUUUGUUGAAGAACUCUCUUCACUUGCCUUAAAUGUUUAUUUAACAAGACGGUCAAAAUUUUAUUUUUCAUAAAAUAAAACUAAAAUUAUUUUGCCUCCCAUUAAAAUUGAUUUUUAUUGUUUGAAACCAGAAUUUUUUUAUCUUAUUUUACUAAAUUUUAGGACCUGAAAAAAAAAGAUUCUUGCCUAGUGCCAACACACUAAGAGAAACUCCAUGAUAUUUUUUAUUAUUAUUAAUAUGUAUUUUAUUUUGGUAAAUUCAUUUAACAAAAUAUAGCUUAAUGGCCUGGUUAAGAGUGGGGUGUAGAAAUUGAACAUCUAAAUGCUUUUCUAAUUGAGUGUUGACAUUUUGUUAUCUAUCCUUGGAAUCUUUGCAGUGUGUAAAUAACAUAUCUACAUACAGUUUUUCCAUGAACUUUUGUGUGUAUAUGUGUGUCUAAAACACUGAUUUCAAUAUAGCUACAUGCUAAAUUAAAGUUAUGAUAUUGACACCAAAUGGGAUUGUACUAUUUGAUAUGUACACAACUACUCAAGUAUUUUAUGUUCAACUUUUUUGUUUCACAGAAAUAUAUCAUUCAAUGGGCUAUAUAUGUAAUAUUAAAUCUUGAUAAGCAACUCUAUAAUAACCUUGAAUUUAAUAAUCGGAGGUAAUAAAACUCUUUUUAAGACAAAUUAGACAUAUUGUUAACCACCCCCCCCCACCCCAAAACAUGUGACAUUUAUAGAUGUAACAACAUUGUAUAAAUAUAAUUAUAUAUAUAGUUUGGCUCUUUGUCCACAUUAUCUGAUGGUUAGGAAUAUUAGACCUAAUACUAAUUCAGGCAACUGUCUUUGUGUUAUGUCAUGCUCUCACUGUUCCUACAUAUAUAUAAUUGACAGAUGAACCAAUUAUUUUGUGCAUUAAUAUACUGCUCAUACUCAUGUUGACAGGUGAAAUGAUAUUUUGCAUUUAAUGUAAUAAUGUAACUACGGAUCUAUUGAUCACAUAAUUUAAUGGCAUAGUGUUGUUUGAAAUUAAUUAAGUAUGUGAAUGUAAGCAUUAUUUUAUGCCAUGGUAAUUAGAUAUCUUUAAAACCUUGUUUUAAGUUAGAAAUGGUUUCAAUAAAUUCUUACUUAUAAUAAUAAUCAUAACUAU
Molecule: messenger RNA, 6639 nt
Organism: Lymnaea stagnalis (great pond snail)
Lineage: Eukaryota; Metazoa; Mollusca; Gastropoda; Lymnaeidae
Source: the annotation of a GenBank genome assembly